CCUAAAGCGCCUCAGAAGAAGACGAAGACGACGAAGAAGAAGAAACCACAGUAAACUUGCAGAGCAGCCUUUGGACUUCUUCAUUAGCUGUAAACAUUCCCACAUGAGACGGCGAUAAAGCCACGCGACUGUGUAGCAUUAGUCUAGUCUAGUAUACGUCUUUAGUUUGGUUGUUGACCAUUAGGUAGUUGAUCAUGAACGUGGCUAAAGGGGGUUAUCGUGUUUUCUCUGCCAACUCAACUCCCGCGUGCACUGAACUCUCUAAGAAGAUCACUGAGCGUCUUGGAGUUGAGCUGGGGAAAUCUGUAGUUUAUCAGGAGUCGAACAGAGAAACGAGAGUUGAGAUUAAAGAGUCUGUGAGAGGCCAGACCAUCUUCAUCAUCCAAACCAUUCCCAGAGAUGUUAACACUGCUAUUAUGGAGCUGCUGAUUAUGGCCUACGCUCUGAAGACCUCCUGUGCCAAGAACAUCAUCGGCGUGAUCCCGUACUUCCCCUACAGUAAACAGUGUAAGAUGAGGAAGAGAGGAUCUAUAGUGUGCAAACUGCUGGCUUCCAUGUUAGCUAAAGCAGGUCUGACUCAUAUAAUCACCAUGGAUCUGCACCAGAAAGAGAUCCAGGGCUUCUUUGCAUUCCCUGUGGACAACCUGCGGGCUUCUCCAUUCCUGGUGCAGUACAUUCAGGAGGAGAUUCCUGAUUAUAGAAACGCUAUCAUUGUAGCCAAGUCCCCAUCUGCUGCAAAAAGGGCUCAGUCGUUUGCCGAGCGUCUGCGUCUUGGUCUGGCCGUCAUGCACGGAGAAGCACAGUGUUCGGAGUCCGACAUGGCAGAUGGGCGCCAUUCUCCUCCAUGUGUCCGCAACACCUUUGGACACUCCGGCUUGGAGUUGCCAUUAAUGAUGGCCAAGGAGAAACCGCCCAUCACAGUCGUUGGAGAUGUUGGAGGCCGCAUCGCCAUCAUUGUCGAUGACAUCAUUGAUGAUGUGGAGGACUUUGUGGCAACAGCGGAGAUCCUGAAAGAGAGAGGAGCUUAUAAGAUCUACGUCAUGGCCACCCACGGCCUCUUGUCUGCAGACGCCCCGCGUCUCAUCGAGGAGUCUGCCAUAGAUGAAGUGGUGGUGACCAACACUGUCCCUCAUGAGGUGCAAAAGCUGCAGUGUCCUAAGAUCAAGACAGUGGAUGUCAGCAUGAUCCUGGCCGAGGCUAUCCGACGCAUUCACAACGGGGAGUCCAUGGCCUACCUGUUCCGCAAUAUCACAGUAGACGACUAGCCAACAAACAGAUUGUGAGGUGCAGAGUUUAGGGGAAUAUUUCCUCUCUUACACAAUUGAGAGGUGUGUCAAUUCAGUUCCCUAUUCAAACACUGCAAUCACCUUCAUUUCCCAAAAUAAACCCAUUUUACUCUGCAAAACAAUUAAAGUAAACCUCCACUGCCAAAUUAUAUAGUGAAUGAAGUCUAAAAUAAAUGAAUAUUUACUCUAACAUUUGGCAGUGGGCAGAUAUGAAUAUAGAUAUGAAAUCAUGCAAAAAACAUAAUUUAUGCAAGCGUCCACUUACCUUUUACUCCCUUUUUUACUUUUAAGUGAUACUCUGCAGUAAAAUCAGCAGUUUUAGAUUUACUGGUAAAACUUUACAAUAAGCUACCAUUGGUUAACAUUAGUUAACACAUUAACGAGCAAUGAGCGAUUCAUUAAUCUUUUUAACAUUAGCAAAUCAAAAUUCAUUGUUAGUUCAUAUUAGUUCAGUUUAACAGAUACAACUUUUUAUUUUAAUAAUAUAUUAGUAAAUGUUGAAAAAAAAUAAAAAUAACGUGA
Molecule: messenger RNA, 1808 nt
Organism: Carassius carassius (crucian carp)
Lineage: Eukaryota; Metazoa; Chordata; Actinopteri; Cypriniformes; Cyprinidae
Gene: prpsap1
Product: phosphoribosyl pyrophosphate synthetase-associated protein 1
Exons: 10
Coding region: 195-1265 (356 amino acids)
Biological process (GO): 5-phosphoribose 1-diphosphate biosynthetic process; purine nucleotide biosynthetic process
Cellular component (GO): cytoplasm; ribose phosphate diphosphokinase complex
Molecular function (GO): magnesium ion binding; ribose phosphate diphosphokinase activity
Source: RefSeq, a predicted model, not a curated record